This is a messenger RNA of Lampris incognitus (smalleye Pacific opah), 2101 nucleotides long. RefSeq lists its product as uncharacterized. NCBI's taxonomy places the organism in Eukaryota, Metazoa, Chordata, Actinopteri, Lampriformes, Lampridae. The transcript is spliced from 9 exons. Bases 460 to 1926 code for a protein of 488 amino acids. The record is from RefSeq and is a predicted model, not a curated record.
GUCUCGUAAAAGCAACUAGUCUAUCCGUUAAACUGUUAAGACCGUUUUGUUCCAGGUAGUUUAAGACGAGUUCAGACCUCAUUUACCGAAUAUGACCGAAAUCCGAUUAUGGAUGCGUCGAAUAAUUUGUUGUCCGUUUAACGGGACGCGGAGAAACUGGUUUCUGUAACCAGAAAGCGCCACUUUAUGCGGCUAACGCUAACCGGCUAGCGUUAGUUUUGAGAAAGCGAAACUUCCGCUUUUCUUUCGCGGGUCAGCGCGGAAACAGGGAUCCUACAAGAUGCCGUAGGUGUCACAUGACGAGACGUUACACGGGAUUUCAACCGUUUAGUUUUGACGUUUUGGUGGAGUUCGCUUCUUAAACCGGCGCUUUCUCUUGUUUCUCCCGAGUUUAAUCUUUUGCUCUCGCGGUACGACUACCUAAAAGCCUUGGCAACCCUUUCUGGUCCGGACCUGAGCAUGUCACUGUUCUCUGCGGUUGAGGGGGCCAUCAAGCUGUGCAAAGAUGAGCAAACUAAGAUGCACAUGGACAUGCAGCACUACAGGGAGAUAUUACAGUGUUUGAAACCACAGAACAAGAUUGUCACCGAGGACACCGAGGAAGAUACUGAAAAGGACCCUGACAUUCUACCAGAGGAGAGAGAGGAACUAGAGUUACUGGAACGAGCACUGAAGGAAGCACUUAGAAUCCGCAGCAGUACAGAAACUCUUAAAGAACCCCAGGACUGUAACAGGCAAUAUGUGGCUAUCAAAGAACAAGAUGGCAAAAUUGUCAAACCCAAAGAGUCUAUUCGGGCCUCUGGAACGACAAAACUCAAACAGGCAACCAUUAGACCUAUCUCUAAAUCCAGCAGUCAGCACAGAAAAGAAUCGAAGACAUCACCAUCCUCUGUACAUGGCAGAAGAGCUACAACUGGUCAUCAUUCUAAGAAAUCCAGAGCCAGAGUAAAUGGGAGCUCCAGCCAAAAAUGUCCCGUCUCAUCAGCUGCUGUGGUACCUCAUCGGGCACCUCGGAAAGUACAGCAAGCUGUCUCAAGUUCUUCCUCUCUCAACCAGGGUCAGUCACACGCCUCAAUCACCCACUCUAAAUAUGAAGCAAUUCAACGCAGCCUGCUGAGUGGUGGGGACAUGGGCAAAGCUGCAACUACUUUGGUGCCUUCUCACAAAAACCAGAAGUCUGUUUCUCACAAAGAUGAGACUAGCGCUCAUAGCUCUCAGAAUGGGAUAUCCUCUGAGCAGAUAGCAAGAUGGAAAUCACUUAGGAGCAAGCAAAACAGGUUGUGGGACAAAGUAAUGGCAAUGCAAAGAAAGCCUGUGCCAGAGAGAAGUCACUUCAUGGAGAGGAUGAGAACUACGUUUCUUGAGGACUGGCCUUGUGGCAGCCCAGAUCAGACCAGAACUCUGCUGGACAGACUGAUCCACCAAGGUCAAGACCUUACCCACUGCUACCAGAUCCAACAGAUCCUGGCCAAACAGGCCUCCAAGGCUGGCACAGAUUCAGGCAGACGAGAAAGCAUGUACAAAGGGACACUUGAGAGCCUUGAGACAAUGGCAGCGGAGCUUCAAAAAUGUUCAAGUAACAUGAAGCGAGAGUGGGAGGCAUGGGAUCGAUGCAGGCCAGAGGGGGGGUGUCUUUGCCCUGCUGAGGCAAAGGGUGAAUGGGGCAACAAGACAAAUGUCUCCCUGCUGCCCACUGUCAUUUACACCAAGGAGGAAGAACUCCGAGAGCUGGAGAAGCUGAGGAUGGAGGCGGUGCUGUUACAGCAGGAAGCGUACCUACAUCAGGCUCUGUCAGACACACUGUACCCUCAGGUCUCCUCUAUGAUACACGGCCCUGGAUGUCCCAACCCUGCAGUGCUCAGAGACACUUUCUCCCUCUUGGCAGAGGGAGGGGAGCGUUUCCCCAGCCUUGUGCUGGACACUUAACCCGACUGACUUCCUAAAGUAUUUCUCAGGUCCCUGACCCAAAGCAUAUAGGCUCACUUAAAAGGAUAUGUGUCUUAGUGUGCUGUGAUUUAUGAAUUAUAUCGACAGAGGAUGAAUUCUUCUGUGUUUGCACAGGUCAUGAAGUUCAACUGUUUGUAUAACCAAAUAAAGAGGG